UUGUCGGGAGCUUCCAUCAUUCCUUCAUCAAGACUCUCUCUCUCUCUCUCACGGUCUCUCCCUUCCAGAAGAACAGUUCUCCUUAUCCCCUCAUCAACUCUUCUGAUUCAAUUCAAUAGUUUCGGAAGGAUCAGAAAAUGGGGUGCAAGUCAUGUGAGAACCCAAAGCAGAGGCACAGGAAAGGUCUGUGGUCACCUGAAGAAGACGAUAAGCUCAAAAAUUACAUCCUCCAAUACGGCCAUGGCUGCUGGAGCUCCGUUCCCACCAAAGCCGGUCUGCAAAGGAGUGGGAAGAGCUGUAGAUUAAGGUGGAUCAACUAUUUGAGGCCUGGCUUGAAGCGUGGCCUCUUCACUCUACAAGAGGAGGAGACGAUCUUGUCCCUUCAUCACAUGUUAGGCAACAGGUGGUCUCAGAUUGCUCAGCACUUGCCUGGAAGAACCGAUAAUGAGAUCAAGAACUUCUGGAAUUCUCACCUGAAGAAAAAAGUUCUGAAAUCUGAAGCUUCAGGAGCUCAAAGCAGCAACUCUCAGUCUCUAAUGGAGUCUACAUCUACACCUACACCUACACCUACACCAACAUCAACAUAUCCCACCACUCAAAACCCAAGUUUCGAUUCUUUCAAACUCAUGAAAAACUCUCCCACCGAUACAGACCAAUCCGUUCCACAGACUAAUUACGAGUUUCAUCAUCAUCACCACCCCAUUAAAGAAACAGCACAAAGCUCCCUCCCCAAGCUUCUAUUCGCAGAGUGGCUCUCCUCAGAUACCAUUAACCGCCGGACGACCAGUUUCGUCAACUCCGGCGAAGAGGUGGUUCCAAGAGAAAACUCCGACGACUUGAACCUCGACGAUGAUUCAUUCAGACACAACUUGUUACACUAUGAUGGACCUUUUGGCGGUGAAUUCCAUAAUGUGUUCGGCGUUAAUGGUUCUACCGCCGGCCAAAGAUUGAUUCCACAGUUCGAGUCCAUCGCCGGAAAUGGGUUCACCGAUUUUGUAUCUGUCGGACAGAGUUGUAGCGAUUUCAGCUUAGCCGCCCAUGAUGUAAUCUAUUAAUUGAAAGAGAUCAUUAAGUGUUAUUAAACUGUAAA
Molecule: messenger RNA, 1090 nt
Organism: Macadamia integrifolia
Lineage: Eukaryota; Viridiplantae; Streptophyta; Magnoliopsida; Proteales; Proteaceae
Product: transcription factor LAF1-like
Exons: 3
Coding region: 138-1055 (305 amino acids)
Source: RefSeq, a predicted model, not a curated record